CGGUCAGGAGUGGACAUUGAAAGCACGUGUCGUUCAUUCACGUUCUAUCUUUUAAAUCGUGCGCUCUACAAAAUAUUACAAAUAUAUUCUACAAACAUCCUGGGGGACAGGGGCAGUAAAUAAGGCUUUUAAAAAUACGUGUUACAGUAAAAGUUUAAGAAAAUGUCAGUAUUUUCAAGUCAAUGACAAACAAGAGGUCAAGAGUGACCGAGUUAAAUGCAUAAAAGAAACAAUGUCAACAUUCACAGAUGACGCAGUGAAUAAUGAAAGAGGGUCAUGGUCAUCAAAAUUGGACUUCAUUUUAUCUGUGGUGGGGUUGGCUAUUGGAUUAGGAAACGUUUGGCGGUUUCCUUAUUUAUGCUACAAAAACGGCGGAGGAGCAUUUCUUAUUCCAUACUUUGUGGCGUUAUUUUUAGCCGGAAUUCCUAUGUUCUUUAUGGAACUUGCGUUGGGACAAAUGUUAACCAUUGGAGGUUUAGGAGUAUUCAAAAUAACGCCAAUUUUUAAAGGAAUUGGUUAUGCGGCGGCUGUAAUGUCAUGUUGGAUGAAUGUGUAUUACAUUGUAAUUCUCGCGUGGGCCGCUUUUUACUUGCUAAUGUCAAUGCGAGGCGAUGUACCUUGGCGAAAUUGUGAUAACUACUGGAAUACGUUCAAAUGUGUUAAUCCAUACGCACGAAAACAACUAUCGUGCUGGGAAAAAAGUGAAAACGCUACAAAAAUUAAAAUGUGCACCGUCAAUAUGGUUAAUGUUUCGGCCUCAGAGAUUUCCGAUCCAGUCAAGGAAUUCUGGGAGCACCGAACAUUAAACAUAUCAUCCGGCAUUGAGGAGAUUGGAUCAAUUCGCUGGGAACUAGCUGGAACUCUUCUUUUGGUCUGGAUAUUAUGUUAUUUCUGUAUUUGGAAAGGUGUAAAAUGGACUGGAAAAGUAGUAUACGUAACCGCUCUUUUCCCUUACGUGUUGCUUACCAUUCUCUUGAUACGAGGUGUCACGCUACCCGGAGCUUUGGAUGGUAUAAAAUUCUACAUUGUACCAAAUUUCUCAAAAUUAACAGAUUCACAGGUUUGGAUUGACGCGGUUACUCAAAUAUUUUUCUCAUAUGGUCUUGGAUUGGGAACUCUCGUGGCCUUAGGAAGCUACAACAAAUAUAACAACAAUGUUUACAAAGAUGCCUUGCUGGUAUGUACAAUUAAUUCAAGUACAAGUAUGUUUGCUGGUUUCGUCAUAUUCUCCGUGGUUGGAUUUAUGGCUCAUGAACAAGAGCGAUCUGUGGCGGAGGUAGCAGCUUCUGGUCCAGGUUUAGCAUUUUUAGUUUAUCCAUCCGCUGUGUUGCAAUUGCCUGGAUCAUCUUUAUGGGCAUGCCUGUUUUUCCUGAUGUUAUUGCUAAUAGGAUUGGACUCCCAAUUUUGUACAAUGGAAGGUUUUAUAACAGCUAUUAUAGAUGAGUGGCCCCAAUUCCUGCGUCCCCGCAAAGAACUGUUUAUAGCUGUGGUAUGCGCACUGAGUUACUGUGUAGGAAUAUCCUGCAUAUCACAGGGAGGCAUGUACGUCUUUCAACUAUUAGAUUCUUACGCUGUAAGUGGAUAUUGCCUUCUGUGGUUAAUAUUCUUCGAAUGUAUUUCUAUAUCAUGGUGCUAUGGUGUCGAUCGUUUCUACGAUGGCAUAAAAGAUAUGAUUGGAUAUUACCCCAUGGUUUGGUGGAAGUUCUGUUGGUGUGUCACCACGCCUUUGAUUUGUGCGGGUGUUUUCUUCUUUAAUAUUGUACAGUUCACACCUAUCAAAUACCUAGAUUAUAGUUAUCCGUGGUGGGCUCAUGUUAUCGGCAUUAUAACGGCUCUUACAUCAAUGAUGUACAUUCCAAUUUAUAUGGUUUGGCUUUGGAAGAAAACGCCUGGUGAUACCGCAAACAAAAUUCGGCAAAUUGUAACAAUUGACCUGAAUGUCCAUGACUUGCGAAUCAAAAUGCAGGAAGAAAUGAAAUAAACGAAUGGAUCACUAAAGGCUUUAUAAAUAUGCAUCAUUGCUGGCGAACUUUACUUUUUUUUAAUAACGAACCCGAAUUAUGACAAACGAUAACUAUUAUAUAAUAACUAUUAUAUUCAACUAAUAACUUUUUGUGCUGCUGUAGUCAAUGUUUUUAUGCUUUUAAGUUAGUACCGUACUUGUACUUUAAUCUUUAGUUUUGGGAACUGGUUUUUAGAUUAAGAUUAAGCUUAACCUAUUCAUGCACGCUCGAUAUUACUGUUUUGUAAAACUGUGGUUUGAUUAUUUAAAUUAAUAAAAUCGACAAAAAACGUGAUAUUAAA
Molecule: messenger RNA, 2304 nt
Organism: Stomoxys calcitrans (stable fly)
Lineage: Eukaryota; Metazoa; Arthropoda; Insecta; Diptera; Muscidae
Gene: Gat
Product: sodium- and chloride-dependent GABA transporter 1
Exons: 8
Coding region: 233-1981 (582 amino acids)
Biological process (GO): sodium ion transmembrane transport
Cellular component (GO): membrane
Source: RefSeq, a predicted model, not a curated record